Messenger RNA from Arachis stenosperma, 2018 nucleotides. RefSeq names its product histone acetyltransferase GCN5. Gene Ontology annotation, biological process: positive regulation of transcription by RNA polymerase II; chromatin remodeling. The transcript is spliced from 13 exons. The record is from RefSeq and is a predicted model, not a curated record. NCBI's taxonomy places the organism in Eukaryota, Viridiplantae, Streptophyta, Magnoliopsida, Fabales, Fabaceae. Bases 233 to 1900 code for a protein of 555 amino acids. Gene Ontology annotation, cellular component: histone acetyltransferase complex. Gene Ontology annotation, molecular function: protein binding; histone H3 acetyltransferase activity.
UGAUGGAAGACUAGUUACUACUUACUAGUACGACGAUUAUAACUAUCUCGGACAAAAACCUACGGUGUUCUCCUCCUCGUCGGUAAUCUCUCUCCGACCACCUGGAAAAAGGAAAAGAAAAAAAAAACCGCGAAACACAGGGAGCUCUCGUUCCCCUAAAUUCAAAACCCUAAAACUUCGAUCUCAAUUAAUUUUCGCAAUUGAUCGCCAAAAGAGAAAACACAAAAAGGGAAUGGACACCCACUCCUCUCACGGCGCUGGGCCCCUCCGUUCCCGGAGCUCGCAGUCCCCUUCUCCCUCUCACUCGGCCUCCGCCUCCGCCACCUCUUCCAUCCACAAGCGCAAGCUCGCGUCUGAAGACCACGCGCCACCCUUUCCCCCUUCCUCCUUCUCCGCCGAGACCCGCGACGGCGCUCUCACUUCAAACGACGACCUCGAGAGCAUCUCCGCCCGCGGCGCAGACUCAGAUUCCGACGCUGAUGACUCCGAGGACGCAGUCGUCGACGACGACGAGGACGACUACGACAAUGACUCCUCCAUGCGCAACUUCACCGCCGCCAGGCUCGACGGAAGCGCUGGCGCCGGUGGAGCCUCCGCACCGCGCAACACCAAGCUCAAGACCGAAAACUCAGUCACCGUGAAGAUUGAGAGCUCCGACGGUGUCAACAAGGACGCUGGCGUAGCUGGAAAUUCCGCCGCCGUGGGCACAGUUGCCACCGCCGGAUCCGUCCCCGGUAUCGUGGUGAAGGAAGAUGUUAGCAAGAUAUUUACGGAUAAUUUGCAGACCAGUGGAGCUUACAGUGCGAGAGAAGAGAGUCUGAAGAAAGAGGAGGAAGCGGGAAGGCUCAAAUUUGUGUGCUACUCAAAUGACGGUGUUGAUGAGCAUAUGGUUUGGUUAAUAGGAUUGAAGAAUAUAUUUGCUAGGCAACUUCCCAAUAUGCCAAAGGAGUACAUUGUCCGACUUGUUAUGGAUAGGAGCCAUAAGUCUGUAAUGGUUAUAAGGCGGAAUCAUGUUGUUGGAGGCAUUACAUAUCGGCCAUAUGUAAGCCAGAAGUUUGGUGAGAUAGCCUUUUGUGCAAUUACAGCUGAUGAGCAAGUAAAAGGUUAUGGUACUAGAUUGAUGAAUCACUUAAAACAGCAUGCACGUGAUGUAGAUGGGCUGACACAUUUUUUAACUUAUGCUGACAACAAUGCUGUUGGAUAUUUUAUCAAACAGGGAUUUACGAAGGAGAUUCACUUGGAGAAAGAUAGAUGGCAAGGGUAUAUAAAAGACUAUGAUGGAGGAAUUCUCAUGGAAUGCAAGAUUGAUCCAAAGCUCCCUUAUAUCGAUCUAUCAACAAUGAUUCGUCGUCAACGACAGGCUAUUGAUGAAAAGAUCAGAGAGUUGUCAAAUUGUCACAUUGUUUAUGCUGGCAUUGAUUUUCAGAAGAAAGAAGCUGGAAUUCCUAAAAAAAUUGUCAAAGUUGAGGACAUCCCUGGAUUGAGAGAGGCUGGUUGGACCCCUGAUCAGUGGGGUCAUUCAAGAUUCAGACUAAGCAACGCUACAGACAAUGCUACAAAUAUGAAGCAUUUGACAGCGUAUAUGCGUUCCCUUCUGAAGUCAAUGCAUGAUCAUACUGAUGCUUGGCCAUUCAAGGAACCAGUUGAUGCACGAGAUGUUCCUGAUUAUUAUGACAUAAUUAAAGAUCCAAUAGAUCUGAAGACAAUGACUAAGAGGGUGGAAUCAGAACAAUAUUAUGUGACAUUUGAGAUGUUUGUUGCUGAUGUGAAGAGAAUGUUUCAGAAUGCACGCACAUAUAACUCUCCUGAAACCAUAUAUUACAAAUGUGCUACAAGGUUAGAAUUACAUUUUCAGAGUAAAGUGACAUCUGGUGUCCAAUCUGGUACCAAAAUUCAGUAGGGAUGCAGUAUGCACAUACAAAAAUUGGAUAAAAUCAUAUCCCUUAUUCUAUGAUGUAAUCAUGUUUAUUAAGAGUAAUUCUCCAUAUCCAAGCAAUUUUAUAUUUAAGUUCAUCCAA